Molecule: messenger RNA, 5170 nt
Organism: Oncorhynchus mykiss (rainbow trout)
Lineage: Eukaryota; Metazoa; Chordata; Actinopteri; Salmoniformes; Salmonidae
Product: alpha-2B adrenergic receptor-like
Biological process (GO): G protein-coupled receptor signaling pathway
Cellular component (GO): plasma membrane
Molecular function (GO): alpha2-adrenergic receptor activity; epinephrine binding
Source: RefSeq, a predicted model, not a curated record
GGGUCCGCUGCGUGAUGUCACUCCCGGGGCUGAGAGCGAGGCGCGGUUAUUUAUCCUACCCGGGCAGUUAACGGGGCUCAGUCGUAAGGGACGCCGAGCUAGUGGGUCUUUGUCAAAGGAAAUGUAACCUGCUAGUAUCGCUACAAAACAGAACAAGAUCUUAACAACAAUCGGGAUGUGCAACAGACGGCCAUUAUUCAACCACUAUUGAAGGGAAAGGACGUUAUUAUCCGUGAGUCAUGGAGAGAAAGUGGACCUAGUCGAGUUGCGCACAAUCAAAAACUGGGAAAAAGGAGGAAUAAAUCAGUAUCAUGGUGAUAAUAAUUAUAACAUUAUCACCAUGUAAUCAGUGAAGUGUUGACAUUACCCUUUUUAGUUUAACGACUUUGACAGCACUCAAACGAACUAUAAAGCAUCUAUCCUAUCAAACACCACGAAAGAAAAAUGAAGGAAUAUGUUAUUUUUUUAUUCUACAAUUGAAUGAACUAUUUUGAUGUUUGUGGCUGAAGUCUUCUCGGACCUGUCUGUUGACGAUGACAGCUCAGUGCGGGUCUCGUUUCGCCACUUUUGGACAGAUGGAAGCUGAGGAACGCAGAUUGUUGGAUUACUUUUUACGUCUUUAAACUGAAGUCGCCGCUAAUGCGUUAUAUGGUUACUCUACGAAUAUGAAUAGCAACUUUUUAAAAGGCAUUUUAUCCGCUCAAGUAUCAUCCCGUGCGUCUCUGGGCCAUGGCUGACAUCAUUACGCGGGUGGGAUUCGGGGUGUUCCGAUUUCAUGGUAUAAUUAUUAAUGUUUUACUUCAGUGAAUUUCAUUUACAUCGAGCACGGUCUAUGGAUUGCCUGAAUGACUAUUACAGUUCGAAGGACUAUGUUUGAAUGACACAUUUUUUCAGCAUUUGUUGAAGCAAUUAAUAAUUUCCCCCAGAAGAAUAACUAUCCAAGCAUCAGCGGUGUGUGUGUGAGUUAAAAUAUAUUUAGUAAUUUAAUUGAAUGAUUGGAUAAGAUUAUUCUUUAUUUUUCUUUCAUUAAAUAUCCAAUAACCAUUUCGUGGAUCUUAACCCAUCUGAGUGUUGAAAAGAGACAUGAAAAGAGAGUGCGUGACUGGAGGAGUAAAAUUAUCUGUUUUACACUGGACAACUUGUCUGUGUAUUUGACAAAGCAGCACAAGCUUUUUCUCUUUCUCUGAUUUUAAUUCAAUCAUCUCGUGCGUAAAGUUCUAAGGGGGAUGCCUCUUGAGCCCAUCAGCCAUGUCUCUGUUUCUGCGUUAGAGCCCUCCUCUUUACUGCCCUCUCACUGGACAACGAGUCUUCCUCAAGGGAUUAAGGUAGCAGAUAACAGAAACCUAUAUAUACAUUUUUUUCACCUUCACUCACUCCAAACAUACUUCAUGUUCCCCGUGAGUUUCUGAAUUUUCUCCAAUAUAUGUGCUCCUGCUGGCGUCGCCAUGGCUGCGGCCCCAAAAGUUACAUGCCUGUCAGCGCCAGGGGUAAAUGUGAUUACCAACCUGAACCUCAGUGUCACCACCGGAUCUGCCCCCUACUACAACCAGACAGCACUGCGAAUCCCACCCUAUUCCCCAGAGGCCACUGCGUUAUUCGCAAUGGCGAUCACCCUCAUGAUGAUCCUCACCAUCGUCGGCAACAUCUUGGUCAUCAUUGCAGUGCUGACCUCACGCUCACUCCAUGGCCCACAGAACCUUUUCCUUGUCUCCCUGGCUGCAGCCGACAUCCUAGUCGCUACCCUCAUCAUCCCCUUCUCACUGGCCAAUGAGCUGCAGGGUUACUGGGCGUUCCGCUCACUGUGGUGUGAGAUCUACCUGGCGUUGGACGUCUUCUUCUGCACGUCCUCCAUUGCCCACCUGUGUGCCAUCUCAUUGGACCGCUACCUGUCCAUCUCCCGGCCCGUGUCCUAUGGCAUCCAACGGACGCCAGCGCGCAUCAAGGCGGCCAUCGUGGUCGUCUGGCUUCUCUCGGCCGUCAUCUCCUUCCCUCCUCUCCUCUCCCUGGAUAAGAGCAAGGGAGGGGUGGAGGUGUGUGAGCUGAACAACGAGCGUUGGUAUAUUCUCUACUCCACCAUUGGAUCGUUCUUCGCCCCGUGUCUCAUCAUGAUCGGGGUCUACAUCAGGAUCUACCAGAUUGCCAAGCAACACACAAGAUGUCUGCCAGGGGAGAAACCCAACCCUAACAAAUCCCCUGGCAACAUGUCUAGCAACCCUCCUACCAACCCCACACCUCCCUCACCGGGACCUGUCAUCAUCCCCCAACUCAAGCCUCUCAGCCAACCACAGAACCACAAAGGGGAAGGAGGGAAAGCAGACAGACAAUCUACGGACGCCGUACCUCUGAAGAGUCUCCCUGUCUCCUCCCCCUCAUCUCCUCCUCCCCAGAGUGAGACCCAGGCCAAGAGUCAACCCCAGACGUCUUUACCAAAUCCUGUCCCCACCUCACCCCAGCCUACCUCACCCACCGUAGCUCUCUCCCUUACACUCCUCUCUCCAGAUAGCCAACAUGAGGAGACCCACAGACAGGGUGAGAUACAGGAGGAGAAACAUAGAGACACCCCCAAUGAUGACAGCUUCAGCUCUGGCUCCGAGGCAGAGACGAGGGGAAGAGGAAAGGGAGGGAGAGGGGGAGGGAAAGGGACAGUUAAGAAUAAUGGAGGAUCAAAGUCUGGAGGAGCACCUCUCUCUUCUCUGACCUCUCACGAGGCCAAAAAUACUGUAGCCACCCCCACCGGUACAGUGCUGGUCUCUGAUAGGCCGGUGAAGCCACAGGCCACUCCCAUGUCUCGGCGCAGGGCCAUGGUAAAUCGAGAGAAGCGCUUCACGUUUGUCCUGGCCGUGGUGAUCGGAGUGUUUGUCAUCUGUUGGUUCCCUUUCUUCUUCUCCUACUCACUGAAGGCCAUCUUUCCUGAGACCUGCUUGGUCCCUGCUCCCCUCUUCACUUUCUUCUUCUGGAUCGGCUACUGCAACUCCUGUCUGAAUCCCGUCAUAUACACCAUCUUCAACCAGGACUUCAGGAAGGCCUUCAAGAAGAUCCUCUGUAGGGACACCAAGGGGACGUUCUUCUAGUGUGGACACUAUGUAAGGACAUCAAGUGGAUGUUUAUGUAGAGUGGAUACUGUGUAAGGACAUCAAGUGGAUGUUCUUGUAGAGUGGAUACAGAUGGUACAUGAUUCUCUACAUUGCUUGUUUUGCCACUGAAACUGAAAUUAGGCAAACUAUCGAAUCUUAGCAACCAGGAAAUGGUCGAGCAAUUUCUGCAUAUUGCACCUUUAAGACAUUGUCAGCUAUACUCUGGUCAUUAUUUGAACUGGCUAGCCAGCUAGCAAUGAAUCAAAACAUUGUUUAGAAAAUUGCUUUUAAUUACCUUGCUUGCUAGCUUGACAUUUACUGAAUUCAUUUUUAAACUGAGGGGUUUAUUGGUGAUAAAAUAGAGAAGGUAUGCUAUAUGGUGCAUCGGGCUGCUGAUUUUCUUUUUCAUAACAACAACCGACAAGUUUGAUGUUGGGCGACAAUAGAAUGCUCAUGCUGUCGCUACAACAAUUUUCUACAGACAUGUCAAUAGACUGACCGUAAACCACCUUCAGCCUACAUUUGAAAAUUACAUCAUGGCAUUUAAUUGAAGUAUACUCGAUUUUCGAAAUGUUGCAAUCUAUUAAACGUUCUUUUAUUUCUAGAGUAGAUACUGUGUAGAGACACCAAGGGGACGUUCUUCUAGAGUAGAUACUGUGUAGAGACACCAAAGGGACGUUCUUCUAGAGUAGAUACUGUGUAGAGACACCAAAGGGACGUUCUUCUAGAGUAGAUACUGUGUAGAGACACCAAAGGGACGUUCUUCUAGAGUAGAUACUGUGUAGAGACACCAAAGGGACGUUCUUCUAGAGUAGAUACUGUGUAGAGACACCAAAGGGACGUUCUUCUAGAGUAGAUACUGUGUAGAGACACCAAGGGGACGAUCUUCUAGAGUAGAUACUGUGUAGAGACACCAAGGGGACGAUCUUCUAGAGUAGAUACUGUGUAGAGACACCAAGGGGACUUACUGGAUGUAAUGUAAAGACAGAUUUUAGUUUAACCGUGCAGGGAACCACAGACAAACUUUUGAGUCUGUCCUUUGUUGAACAUUGUGUUCGAUCUGAUAAGAAAAAUGCUGAACUUUGGAAUUCUGGAAUAGAUGAACGUGCUCUGAUGUACACAUUGAGGGGCAGUGGAAGAGGAGGAAGGUGAUGCAAUCUGUCUGAGAAAAAGCAAACACCUUUACAGCUUGUUUAGCGAUUGGCACAAAACAGGGCCAUCAGUCAUGAGGACAUGUUGCUCAAAUGACAGUAUCACACUGCUCUUGUUGUUCUUCUGUAAUUGGCUCUGGUUAAGAGCGUCUGCUAAAUGACUAAAAUGUAAAUGUAGAAGGAAAGGAAGGUUAUACUCUGUUGAUUCCAUUGGCUGGCAGGGUAACUGCUACCCAUAGCCAUUACCUGUAGCCUUGUGACUGGCCACUAUGAACUACAAGGACAGAGUGUGUCCAUGAUCACCUGGUACGGUCCACUGCAAUGACACAAAAUGGGCAGGAGCAUGUGCAGUAGAAUGUGUUCCCAGAGUUCUCUGUGUUCUAGAACUUGUAGUGUGUGAAGGCAGUUUGUCCAGCUGUCCAGCCUCUGUCAUAAACUCAUACACUACGGAGGAUGUCUUUUAAAGGAACCAACCAGCUCUGAGGGUGUGUUGUUUUGAGUAUCUGAAAUUAACAUAUGUUAUUAUAUAAGUAUGAAAUUAAUAUAAACACAUGAAAAGUUAAAUAUGGAAUGGGUUGUUGAUGUGACCAAGGCCUCAGUAAUGUAAUUCAUUGGGGAAUAUAGGGGAAACACUGGUGUGUGUGUUGUGUAGUGGCCUAAGGGUUUUACUGGAACAGCGUAAAUCACUCAUGUUUUUUUUAUAUAUAUGAGGUAAAGAACUCACAAGACCUCUCUCUCUCUCUGUCUCUCUGUCUCUCUGUCUCUGUGUGUGUGUGUGUGUGUGUGUGCAUGCAAGGUUUACAGAGUGCAUGCCUAUGAAUACACAUUCUCCAAUUCUGUGUGAACCAAUGGAUCCAUAAUCAUUUAUUUAUUUAGACUGGUGUAAUGUAAAAACAUUGAAUACAUUCUAAAUCUAAAGUGUACACUGAGUGUACAAAACAUUAG